CCUAACCGUGUCUCAAACCGUUCCGUUUUCUGAUCGCUCAUUUUCUCCCCUCAAAGCUACCACGGCCCCAGCAAGGUUCUCUAUCGUUUUGGCGCUACUAGAGUGACCUAGAAUUGUUCUAGUACACUCUAGCGCUACUAAGCAAGCAUGUGGACGUACAGGAAGGUUAUGGCUCAACCAUGAAGUGCGCUUAACCGCAGAACACCGGGAGCGAAACUAGCAGAACGCCGAUCGCACUUCGCAAGCGCGAUUCCGAAAGAUGGCGAAUUCGGAUAUUGGCGUUGGGAAAAGCAUCGCCGUGCUUGCAAUCGUGGUCGGUUGCUUCACAGUCCUCUGGCCCAAAGUGUUCUACCCAAUGAUGCAGGCAGCUUUCUCCAUGUCGUUUUCGGCACAAGAAGGACCGGACGGCCUGAUCCCAGGCCGAGGGGCCCAGUCGCGAAUGCACGAAGCCAUGGGCCAGGCCCGACCUCACGACCCAGAGUAUGCGAGGGGCCGUCCAUUCCCACAUCCAUCGAUGCGCCAGCCCCCUCGACAAGCCACCAAGACCGGCGGCACCAUGAACCUCGUGAUGCCGUUGUACACGAUUGGAGUGGUGGUCUUCUUUCUUUACACUGUGCUCAAGUUGGUGUGCAAGAAGCCCCCUGCUCCAGCAGCACCAGACAGUGGGAACCAAGAGUCAUGGUCACAUCCUGACCCGCGAGGUACCUCGGGCUUUGGCUCGCCGGGCCACAGGGUCCACCCGGGCGACUCUUCGAGACAGACUCCCCUGCGAGAAGUGGAAGAGCUGAAGCGGCGACUGGCACAGACAGAGGCCCUGUUGCAGCAGUUGCUCGUUCGCCAGUCGGGCGGGGCUCAGCCGGCAAAUGCCAAUAUGAGCCGUUCCAUCAACCUGCUUGUCCGCGAGCUCUCCAAGGGAAAUCAGCAGACGCCUCUGCAUGAGCGGCACGAGGGCUUGCGGCAUCGUCGGCCAGCACAUCAGACGUCGGAGGACGAACCUGCCUGCCCUUGCGGUGCCCCACUGAGCAGAGAGUCCUGCCAGGGCGGCUCACAACCAGACUCCUGCUCGGACGGAACGGCCGACAGCGGGGACGAAGCGUCGCUACCACCGGACAGCGAGACCGUUACCUACUAAGCAUCCCACGGGGCAGGAAAAACUCUGCUCGCAGCCCAGUUUGAGGCGAGGCAAAAUCGACUGCCUCAGCAUCCGACAUCGUGACAGGAUGGAGCCGCUGCCACCUUUCUGCGCACUCAGUCCUGCAGAAUUGGGGUGGUUCACUUCGGUGCUACUAGACAGUAGAGGCUCCAUCUGCGCUGGUCUGGAUGCCGCUCGAGAAGGCAGCAAAGGACAACGAAAGUGCGCUAAUUUGGCAUACUGAACAAGCAGCUCAGACAACGGGACUAUGGGACGACAACAACACAGGCGCUGACUAUCAAUUAGUAGUUUAUUCGAGGAACAGAAAUGUACACAAGACGAAAGGCGAGAAGCAAGGAAGUUAUCCUGGAAGAGUCCUCUUGUCUUCGCUGUUUGUUCAGUAUGUCACCGUUCAACCGACUAGCCCGAAUUAGCACUCUUGUAUGGCAAUUCGGGCUGGUUUAUACACGUUAUAGCUAAAUGUAGCAACAAUGUAUGAGACAAAACAAACAGAAUGGACAGACAUUCGUUUGUUAAUCUGUUCAUGCUGUUUGUCCUGUCCUAUGCACGGUUACUCCACUUAACUAUAGCAAAGGACAAGCCCAUGGGUAGCUAUCUCUGGAGACAAGACAAAGCAAACUUGGAAGGCCUCAUAUGCAGAGGCUGUUCCAUAGCAAAGAACCUGUUUGAUGCGGUCAUCACUGCAGCUGAACUCGAUAUAAUGAACACGGAUGUAAUGAAUCCAAUCAAUCUAUCAAUCAAUCUUUAUUGCCUAAUUGUACAUAACUAUUUAAUUUCACAUUUAAUUGUACGUAGUGAAGUACAUCUAAAAUUUGAUUGGUCAUGCUUUGUUUGAAUGAGUGUUUAUUAUAGGUAUAAGAGCACUCAUUCAAACAAAGCAAAUUUUUGUUUUCACAAGGUUCAAAAUAUUACGUGACACAACAGCAUAAAGCCAAAACACCCACAGAAUUAACUUUAUAUGUGCUAUGUUGCACUGAUGUUUGAAUUCUAUUGCACAGCCCUGACUUCAGAUUUGCUGUUGCCGAAUUUUCAUACGUUCUCACAUGAAGAAUACCAGAUAUAACGAAGAAAAUUUUUCCCAACACGCGACUGCGACUUUGUUAUAUCGAAGUUUAACUGUACCGCCUCUCCUCCAGCACCUCGAUCGUCAUCAUCAAUGUUUUAUUAAUGUCGCCAUCACUACCAUUAUCAUCUACAUUGUCAUUAUUAUUGGGACAAUUUGUCAGUAAUGAUGUUGAAGUAGGACUAACUUGACACCGAUGACCAAGCACCAUCGUGGAAGGCUUGCAAUAUAUAUUGGCUGUUGAUUGCUGUAUUGAUGAAUGCGGCUUUCAUUUGGCAAGUACAGCAUCAGGUUAACUUAAAGUUGUGAAAUAUAAUGCAAGAUGUCACUCAGAGAAGCUAAAUGUUGAUUUGGAUUCCAAGCAUCUUAUUUUGUGUUUUUAGUCCACUCAGGUGUUUUAAAGGCUUAUACCAUAAAGGUCUAAGAAUUUCAACUACAUGUGCAUUGUUCCAGUGCAUCUGGGUGGCUUGUUCAAGUGAAGCUUACUAAAGCGUAUGCAAAUGUUGAAAGUUUGGAACAAGCUGCAGUUCUCUCAUUGGUUCCUGGUUGGUGUGAACAGCAGGUAUUUAGUUAAUUUGUUUUUCUAGUGCAAAAGCAACUACGUCCCAUAACAACAGCUAUUUAUCCAGACAAGUACUUCAUUACACAUGCGCGACAUGGCAUACAGUGUGACCAGCUCAACUGCAUUGGCGAGUAAGUCUCAGUGCCAAACAAAAUGUUGCAUAACUUAUUGUGCAUUCUCUUUCAGGCCUCACCAUGCUUAGUUCUUUCGUUUUCGGACUAAAGAUUCAUAUAUCAUGCUCUGUGGGCAAGCACUCAUUUGAUUCACAAUUCUUAUUUAUGUUAUUGUGAUUUAUGCAUUGCUAUUUAUUAUAGUUACUCUGUACACUCCCAAAGAAAGGAGGUUUGCACAAAGGUCCACCAUCUUGAGUGCCAAAGCACCUGUUGUUGUGAGGGAAAGCCACACUUACUGCUUGCAAGAGCCAUUCUCAGCACACUAGCAAUGGAUGCUCGUUUGAUCUGGCUUAUGCACAAUACAGCACACUUGAUUAUAAACGAAAUAGACUCUUCGGUAUGAACAAACUGUUCAGUUUGUUCAGAGACAAUAGAAAGACUCUCUCGUGUGUGAUGAGGCAUAGUUGAUUUUAGGGUCCCUUGCUGCGCAGUGCAUAGUGCAUCUGUGCAUCUGUCAAAACGCGUGGCAAUCAGCAAGACUUCUUGCCAGUGAAACAAAAGGAACUAGUAACAAGCACUCCUCUGGAUUUUUUUCCUUUGAAUAAAAGAAUCAGGAGAAACUAAUAUGAUAAAAAACUUGGUGAGUUGGUGUUUAUACAUAUUCGUGAGAGGCACAAAAGAUACGGGACAGAUGGCAAUAAAGGUGCGCAUUCCCGACUGAUAGUUUAAUGAAGGCAAUACAGUCAAACCUCGAUAUAACGAACUUGCAGCGAAAAACUUCAUCAUAUCGAGAAUUUCAUUACAUCGAGGUUUCGUUAUUUCAAUAGAACUAAUAUGGGGAAAUAAAAAUAGCUCGUUAGAUCGCAAAUUGCGUUAAAUCGAGAUUCAUUAUAUCGAGGUUUGUCUGUACACCCUUUUCUUAUGCAACACUAUGGUCCCAUGAUUCCAGAGUGUGCCAACAAGGUGCACUAAUCACAAUGAAACUGUCACAUUAGAAAAAAGAAUGUAGACUAACAGAGCUUGAUUCUAAAUUUCAAACAAACAAAAUCAAGUUAUUGGGGCUACCUUGGAAAUCUUCUAGCUAGUAUGCUCUGUUAAUCUACAUUUGUUUUUCUUAAUGUGAUAGGGUCGUUGUGGUUAUCUUUGCCUUUCUUGCACACUCUGGAAUCAUGUGACCAUUGCAUUGUAUAAGGAAGGGUGCUGCAUGUUGGCUUCAUUAAACUUCCAGUUAGGAGAGCACGCCCUUGUGUAUGUUCUUUUCGUCCAUCUUGUGUCCUUUGUGCCAUUCACAAAUACGGAGAAGCAAAUUUCGGAAGGAGUUCUCCAUGCAUUGGCCUGCACUGAUUGUUUAUUGCUUAUCUCAUCAAUUGUUUAUCUGUGCGCUGGUGAUGGCUUCUCCGCAUGCGUGGGUUCUUUUUUUUUACCGUGUGACUGCACUUGCUGAAUGGAGGCACGACCAGUGCGUGGGAAAUAUACGUGCAAGACUGUUUCCUUUGCGAGUGUACAGAAGGGCUCUGUUAUCUGAUGUACAUUGUUUGUGCCAGACCAACCUGGUAGUGGUGAUUUCUUCUAGUCAGGGGUUCUAUCUAGUCUCGAGCAUAGCGUUUUCUAGGAAAUUUACUAGAAGGAACUCUGGCAAUGGCGAUCUUGCAGCUAAUGUGGGAACUAUGGGUAGUAGUACACGGCGUUAUCAAAUCUUCAUGCAUGUGGCCUCAGACUUUUGUAUUUAUUACGCUUAAUCGUUGUGAAUGUUUAAGCAGUCAUAUUUUUCUAAAUGCGUUAAGGCAACAUGUGUCUGCAUAUAUGCAUAAUCAUUGCAAAUGGGUGCAUUUUGUUAAGAGUGAUGAAUUUGCAAAGUCACAGAGCCGUUUGAAGCCAGAAGGAUGAAGUUUAGUCAGAUCCGUGUAGUAUUGCAUCAUUAUUCUCAACCAGCACACCUUCCAGCUUCCAUAGAAACUAUAGUGCCAGAGUUCAUUCUAUAAAUUUUUGUCGUAGAGUCUAUGGGUCUCAAAUACUUCAGCCUUUGGCUGGGGCUGCGACAUUCCACCUUUUGUUGCGAAUCACAAGUGAGCACGUACUCUUUCAACUGGUGUCUAUGCUUAGCAGUAAUGCACGUUACACCAAUCAAGAGUAAUGUAACUGUAACACUGUCUAACUUUCUUGCGGGACAUGCGACAGCCUGUACAUGGGGCAAUGAGGCGGCAGUUCUCGCAAUCAAGCCAAAUGGUAUGCGUGCAUUUGCUCAAGUUGUCACCUGCAAACCUGCAGUUUUGCUCGACUCGUGAUACUGUAAGGAAAGCACAAUUUUCUUUCUAUUUUAUAAAUCCUGCAAUGGGCUACGUUCAUAAGAAGCUAGUCGUCACGGCAGUGUCACCUUUUUCGUGAUAAGUUGUAAGUGCAGCAUGUAGGCAAGGUACUUGUUUUUUUAUUGUGGUUGAGGUGAUGAACUUUAUUUGUAGGACAUUCAGCAUUAUGUUAUCUUGAAUGUGUCCCCUGUUUGAGUUUCCUCUGUGAGGAACAUUCUCGAGCCCAACAUGCUUCUCGAAACUGCCUUACAUGUGAAAAUAUGUAUU
Messenger RNA from Dermacentor silvarum, 5464 nucleotides. RefSeq names its product resistance to inhibitors of cholinesterase protein 3 (gene RIC-3). The record is from RefSeq and is a predicted model, not a curated record. The coding region runs from base 260 to 1132 and encodes 290 amino acids. Gene Ontology annotation, cellular component: intracellular membrane-bounded organelle; neuron projection; neuronal cell body. The transcript is spliced from 6 exons. Gene Ontology annotation, biological process: protein localization to cell surface; synaptic transmission, cholinergic. NCBI's taxonomy places the organism in Eukaryota, Metazoa, Arthropoda, Arachnida, Ixodida, Ixodidae.